Messenger RNA from Zalophus californianus (California sea lion), 975 nucleotides. RefSeq names its product taste 2 receptor member 42 (gene TAS2R42). The record is from RefSeq and is a predicted model, not a curated record. Bases 1 to 975 code for a protein of 324 amino acids. The transcript has a single exon. Gene Ontology annotation, cellular component: membrane. Gene Ontology annotation, biological process: sensory perception of taste; detection of chemical stimulus involved in sensory perception of bitter taste; G protein-coupled receptor signaling pathway. Gene Ontology annotation, molecular function: G protein-coupled receptor activity. Lineage: Eukaryota; Metazoa; Chordata; Mammalia; Carnivora; Otariidae.
AUGUUAGCUGGAUUGGAUAUAAUCUUUCUUAUACUGUCGACAGCAGAAUUCAUAAUUGGAAUGUUGGGGAAUGUGUUUAUUGGACUGGUAAACUGCUCUGAAUGGGUCAAGAACCGAAAGAUCUCUUUAGCUGACUUUAUCCUCACCUGCUUGGCUAUCUCCAAAAUCACUCAGCUAUUGGUGUCAUUGUUUGAAUCAUUUAUGAUGGGAUUAAAUCCACCUUUCUAUUCCACUUAUAAACUAGCAAAACCUGUUGCUUUGCUUUGGAGAAUAACUAAUCAUUUGGCCAUCUGGUUUACUACCUGCCUCUGCCUAAGCAUUUUCUACCUCCUUAAGAUAGCUCAGUUCUCCCAUUCCCUUUUCCUCUGGCUGAGGUGGAGAAUGAACAGAGUGGUUCUCGCAAUUCUUGUAUUUUCUUUGUUCUUUCUACUGUUUGACUUUCUAUUGCUAGAAACAUUUAAUGAUCUCUUCUUGAAUAUCUAUGCAAUGGAUGAAAGUAAUCUGACUUUAUAUAUAAAUGAAAGUAAAACUUUUUAUAUUAAGACCCUGAUUCUUCUUAGUUUUUCCUAUAUCAUUCCUAUUGUUCUGUCCCUGACCUCAUUGCUUCUUUUAUUUCUGUCCUUGGUAAAACACAUCAGGAAUCUGCAUCUCAACUCCAUGCGCUCCAGGGACUUCAGCACACAGGCUCAUAAAAAGGCCAUUAAAAUGGUGGUGUCUUUCCUCUUCCUUUUCACAGUUCAUUUUUUUUCCAUACAAUUGUCAAAUUGGAUGCUUUUUUUAUUUUGGAACAACAGGAGCACAAAGUUUAUCAUGUUGGCCAUAUAUGUCUUUCCCUCAGGCCACUCAUUAAUUUUGAUUCUGGGAAACAGCAGGCUAAGACAGACAGCCUUGAAGGUACUACGGCAUCUUAAAAGCUCCCUGAAAAGAGAAAAACCAAUUUCCUCUUUACAGAAAGACCUUCCAAAGCCUUUCUAA